CAUUGAUUUGGUUGAGAACAGUUUGUGAGCCAUGUCUGGCCGGGGCAAGGGCGGCAAGGGGCUCGGCAAGGGCGGCGCCAAGCGCCAUCGCAAGGUGCUGCGCGACAACAUCCAGGGCAUCACCAAGCCGGCCAUCCGCCGCCUGGCUCGGCGCGGCGGCGUCAAGCGCAUCUCGGGGCUCAUCUACGAGGAGACGCGCGGCGUGCUCAAGGUGUUCCUGGAGAACGUGAUCCGCGACGCCGUCACCUACACGGAGCACGCCAAGAGGAAGACGGUCACGGCCAUGGACGUGGUCUACGCCCUCAAGCGCCAGGGUCGCACUCUGUACGGCUUCGGUGGCUAAACUCGCUUCUCGCUGCUGCAGCUUAGCGCAUUUACAACACAAAGGCUCUUUUCAGAGCCACCCACUUAUUUCAUAAAAAAGAGCUUGUAAUCGCUG
Molecule: messenger RNA, 439 nt
Organism: Ficedula albicollis (Collared flycatcher)
Lineage: Eukaryota; Metazoa; Chordata; Aves; Passeriformes; Muscicapidae
Product: histone H4
Exons: 1
Coding region: 32-343 (103 amino acids)
Biological process (GO): nucleosome assembly
Cellular component (GO): nucleosome
Molecular function (GO): structural constituent of chromatin; DNA binding; protein heterodimerization activity
Source: RefSeq, a predicted model, not a curated record